This is a messenger RNA of Annulohypoxylon truncatum, 3435 nucleotides long. Its product is annotated as glycoside hydrolase family 31 protein. Gene Ontology annotation, molecular function: alpha-glucosidase activity; carbohydrate binding. The transcript has 2 exons. The record is from RefSeq and is a predicted model, not a curated record. The coding region runs from base 321 to 3275 and encodes 984 amino acids. Gene Ontology annotation, biological process: N-glycan processing; carbohydrate metabolic process. Lineage: Eukaryota; Fungi; Ascomycota; Sordariomycetes; Xylariales; Hypoxylaceae. Gene Ontology annotation, cellular component: glucosidase II complex.
AGACUAGUGGAUACCGACAAUUGUGGCUUAAUUACAGGCUAAAAUACAGACUACCCAGAUUACCUAAUUCAAGGGAGCUUCAAGGCACAGCUACGUAUCUCGUAUCUUUUGAAUGGACAGCUCGCAUCAAGUUAAACCUCCCACAAAGAACAAGCACAACAUAUCCAAUUGCUUGCGACCGUGCGAAGCAAUUGAGUGAAACCACUCAUGAUUUAAUGUUUACAUAUCUCAAUGAUUUAAUUUCCUCCCUGCUUUGACUUUUCUCUCCCAUUGUCGAUACAAUCCACUAUAUCAAGGGACGCCGUGCCAAGGGGACCAAGAUGGCCGGUGCUGGUUCGAGCCAGUUGUCCCCAAGAUGGGCCGCUUUCUUGUGCCUUUUCGCUGUUCUAUGUUCACUUUUUACGCCAGGAGUUGCGGUGAAGGAAAAUGAUUUCAAGAAAUGUCAUCAAUCGGGCUUCUGCAAGAGAAAUAGAGCUUAUGCCGACAAUGCUGUUGCCCUAGGAUCCGAGUGGAAAGCACCCUACAAGAUUCCUUCCGAGCUGGCCUCGUUUAAGGAUGGCCAAUUCCAUGCUACCAUAUUAAAAACUAUCGACGAACAAGGAAAUACUGUCCAACUUCCCAUUACCGUAUCUUUCUUGAAAUCGGGUACGGCACGUGUUACAAUCGACGAGAAAAAGAGACAAGAUAAGGACAUCGAAAUUAGACACAAUAGCGGGGCUAGAAAAGAAAGAUAUAACGAAGCUGAAAAGUGGACUCUUGUUGGCGGCUUGGAUGUUGACACGGAUGCUAAAGUCUCCCAUGAGGGUGAGACUGGCAUGAAGAUCCAAUAUGGCCCCAACUUAGCAUUUGAAGCCGACAUCAAUUAUGAACCAUAUUCGAUUGAAUUCAAGCGAGAUGGCGUUGCUCAAAUCAGACUCAACGACCGCGGCCUGUUAAAUAUGGAGCAUUGGCGACCGAAGAUCGAGAAGCCGGCACCAGAGAAAAAGGAAGGCGAAGAAGGACAAGAAGAGAAGAAGGAAGAAACUCCCGAGGUAGCUCCAUCAGAAGACGAGAGCACUUGGUGGGAAGAGACCUUCGGUGGUAAUACCGAUUCUAAGCCUCGUGGACCUGAGAGCGUUGCCCUUGAUAUCACUUUCUUGGGCUAUGAGCACGUCUACGGAAUUCCGGAGCAUGCUGGUCCCUUGUCACUGAAGGAGACCCGCGGCGGUGAGGGCAACUACGCUGAACCGUACAGGUUAUAUAAUGCCGAUGUUUUCGAGUAUGUCUUGGACAGCCCAAUGACUUUGUAUGGAGCGAUUCCCUUCAUGCAAGCUCAGCGGAAGGAUUCCACCGUUGGUGUUUUCUGGCUCAAUACGGCCGAAACCUGGAUCGACAUCACCAAGGCCAAGGAAUCCAAGAACCCCUUAGCACUCGGAAUUGGUGCCAAGACCAACACCCAAACCCACUGGAUCUCGGAGUCUGGCUUGAUGGACGUAUUCGUCUUCCUUGGCCCAACGCCUCGCGAUAUUACUAAGAAUUAUGCCGAACUCACUGGCACCACUGCCCUACCCCAGGAAUUUUCCAUUGGUUAUCAUCAAUGCCGAUGGAACUACGUCUCGGACGAUGAUGUCAAAGAGGUUGACCGCAAAAUGGAUCGGUAUCAUAUUCCGUACGAUGUAAUAUGGUUGGAUAUCGAAUACACCGAUGACAAGAAGUACUUUACUUGGGACAACGACAUGUUCAAGGACCCCAUCUCCAUGGGAAAACACCUGGAUGAACACGGGAGGAAACUGGUCACGAUCAUUGAUCCUCACAUCAAGAAUGUCGGAGGUUACCAUGUCUCCGACGAACUGAAGUCGAAGGGCCUGGCUGUCAAGAAUAAGGAUGGUAAUGACUUCGAUGGUUGGUGCUGGCCUGGAUCUUCGCAUUGGAUUGAUGCUUUCAACCCGGCCGCCAUCAAGUGGUGGUCAAGUCUUUUCAAUUAUGAUAGAUUCAAGGGCACAAUGGAGAACACCUUCAUCUGGAAUGACAUGAACGAGCCAUCGGUAUUCAACGGACCGGAGGUUACUAUGCCAAAAGACAACCUCCACCACGGCGGCUGGGAGCAUCGCGACAUCCAUAACGUCAACGGCAUGACUUUCCAUAAUGCUACGUACGAGGCUAUGCUAUCGCGAAAGAAGGGCGAACUGAAGCGCCCAUUCGUACUUACCCGUUCCUUCUUUGCUGGCUCGCAACGUCUUGGUGCGAUGUGGACCGGCGACAACCAGGCCAGCUGGGAACACCUUGGCGCAUCUGUUCCUAUGAUUCUCGCCCAAGGAAUUUCUGGUUUUCCCUUCUCCGGUGCUGAUGUCGGUGGUUUCUUUGGUAACCCAGAACUGGAACUGCAGAGUCGUUGGUAUCAAGCCGGUGCCUUCUAUCCCUUCUUCCGAGGACACGCUCAUAUUGAUGCCCGGCGCCGGGAACCAUUCCUCCUUGCGGAGCCGUAUCGAUCUAUCAUCACCUCUGCUUUGCGUCUCCGCUACAGCUUACUUCCGGCUUGGUACACCGCAUUCUAUCAUGCCAAUCAAGAUGGUAGCCCUAUCAUUCGUCCUCUAUAUUGGACACAUCCAAGCGAAGAAGGUGGUUUCGACAUCGAUGACCAGUUCUUCGUUGGAUCGACUGGUCUUUUGGUUAAGCCGGUCGUGGAGAAGGAUAAACGUUCUGUGGAUAUUUAUAUUCCGGAUGACGAGGUUUAUUAUGACUACUUUAACUACAAGAAGCUUGCUACAACUAAAGGGAAAUACUUGACCGUCGACGCACCCCUCGAGUCUAUCCCCGUUUUGAUGCGCGGCGGACACAUCCUACCUCGUCGGGAUACACCGCGUCGUUCUACUCAGCUGAUGAAAUUCGACGACUACACUCUUGUUGUGGCGGUUGGCAAGAAUGGCCAAGCGGAAGGUGAGCUCUACGUCGACGAUGGCGACUCCUUCGAUUAUGAAAAGGGCCAGUACAUCCACCGCAAGUUCAAGCUCGAGGGCUCAACCCUUACUUCUACCGAUUCGGAAGGCCGUGACGCCAAGAGCGUGAAGGAAGGGCAGUGGUUGAAGCUCAUGCGCGGUGUAUCCGUUGACAAGAUCAUCGUCAUCGGGGCGCCUUCAUCAUGGGCAGACAAGAAGGAAGUAGAAGUUGAGUCCGAGGGCAAGAAGACCUCGGUGCCAUUGGACUACCACAAGGCGGAAGGUGGCAGGGCUGCUUUUGCGGUUAUAAAACGGGUCGGUGCUAGGAUUGGCGCUGAUUGGACCGUAUCUUUUGCUUGAAAGGCGGGCUGUGGAUGGCGUACCUAUUAAGGUAGAUAGAGAUGAGUAUGAAUAUGAAUGACUACUUGAAUGUACGCUUGGCGUGAGUAUUGGAAAAUAUGGGCUAGCUCAGUCACGUGAUCCCCCUUUGUUCUACCAUGGUCUGCAUUACCAACUUUGA